AUGGCAAUCUCUUAUGGGACAGACGACGUGCCCUUCCCAAAGAUGGCCGGCGGACUGUUCCCCGGGUGCGUGUCGGGAGGGCAGAGGUGAGAGGUGAGGGGGUGAUAACGGCGGUGGCCCGGCUCCAGGAAGAUGGCAGAGAGCGAGCGGCAGACAGGCUCCUCUGAGGAGGCAGUCUCUCCCCUCCAGCACAGCUUCAUGAUCCCUAAAAAGGAGAUAAACAUGGUUUCUGAUAUGGCCAAGUGGAAGCGCUCUCAGGCAUAUGCAGACUACAUUGGCUUCAUCCUCACCCUGAAUGAAGGCAUCAAGGGGAAGAAGCUGACCUGCGAGUACAGAGUCUCUGAGCCUGUUAAGAAGCUGGUGGAUCUCCUGAACACUCUCGACAGAUGGAUUGAUGAGACCCCACCUGUGGAUCAGCCCUCUCGCUUUGGGAACAAGGCCUUCAGGACCUGGUAUGCCAAGCUGGACCAGGAAGCAGAACAUUUGGUUGCAGAAGUGAUCCCCAAACACCUGGUUGAGGCUGCACCAGAGGCUGCUGUGUACUUGAAGGAAUCUGUGGGGAACUCCACCCGGAUUGACUAUGGGACAGGUCACGAAGCUGCGUUUGCUGCUUUCCUCUGCUGUCUCUGCAAAAUUGGGGUUCUCAGGGUGGAUGACCAGCUGGCCAUUGUAUUUAAAGUGUUCAACAGGUAUCUGGAGGUGAUGCGGAAACUUCAGAAGACCUACAGGAUGGAACCAGCUGGUAGCCAGGGAGUGUGGGGCCUGGAUGACUUCCAGUUCCUCCCCUUCAUCUGGGGCAGUUCCCAACUGAUAGACCAUCCCAACUUGGAACCUCGGCACUUUGUUGAUGAGAGAGUGGUGAAUGAAAACCAUAAGGACUACAUGUUCCUGGAGUGCAUCCUGUUCAUUACAGAGAUGAAGACCGGCCCUUUUGCUGAGCACUCCAACCAGCUGUGGAACAUCAGUGCUGUACCUUCCUGGUCCAAAGUCAACCAGGGGCUCAUCCGCAUGUACAAGGCCGAGUGCCUGGAAAAGUUCCCUGUGAUCCAGCACUUUAAGUUUGGCAGCCUGCUUCCUAUCCAGCCUGUCACAUCUUAAGGAGGCCACAGGAGAGCCAAUGUAGCAGAGACCCAGCGUGGUGCUCUUCCUCUUCCCUCCGCCCUCCUCCUCACCGCUCCAGUAAAACAGCCCAUUCAUUCCUGCAAAUCCUUGUUUGCGAAUGGACAGUUCCAAAGCACUUAUUGGCCUUGCAUGGAAGAAACGACCAAGAGCAGCUGCUCCUGCAAGUACUUGCCACGGUGACUCUGGGAAGUGACAAAGCCAGUGUUGUGCUUCUAGCCCGCAGGGUGUCCAGCCUUACACUUUCCUUUGAUCAUAGGGCUGCUGUGUAUUGCCCUGGGCAGGCAGGUGGGGCUCGGGUAGGGGAUACCGCUUCUGCUUUUUUUACAAGAAGAGCUCUGCUUUUACUUGCUGGAGGAAGAGGAUGGGGAGGGGGAGGAAGGCCCAUGUGUGUGUGUGUCUGUUCAUGUGCGCGUAUGUGUGGUGGGGCGGUGCUAACUGCAGUUUCCCCUUUGAAGUUCACUGAAGUUUCCUGUUGAUGUUUUGUUUGGGGAAACCAAUGCCGUUGUGGGGUGUGAGCAUGCACGCAUGUUCGGGUCCCCUCAUCUCUGUGCUGCUGCCUUUGCGUGGAAGGGGCUUUCUUAAAGAGGCAGAGGAAGUAUUAGGUAAUGCCUGUGGGUGGCUAGAAAACAGAGUGCCAUCUCUCCCCUCUCUUGGGUAAAGCUGGCUUCCUCUCCCUACUCCCUCAGCAAAUUUCCUUGAGUCUUCACCAUCUAGUAUUCCUCUCCUACUUACAGCUGGGUGUCCCACCUCUAUCAGCUCAGGGCUUGGGAAUAUUUGAGCUAGCUUUGGAAGCAGAGAGGUGCCCCGGGGGAAGUUUUUAACCACUCGGGGGUCUGGGUUCCAUGGGAGUGGCUGUGCAAGACAUCGUUUUAGUGAUUCCUGAGCAGACUUCUUCCUUCCCUUCUGUAGCACACAGGCACGGCAUGUGCCCGCUCUUUCAUCAUGCUUUGGGAUCAGCAUGGGCUGGGCACAGCCCACUUCACUGCACUCACCCUGUCCUCUGAUGUUUAGCAGCCACUACCGCAGGGGUGGCCUGAAUGUCCUUGCGAUUGCUAUUGCUUGAUUAUAAAUUGUAGCAGCAGGUCCAUAAUAAAGGGAUCUUCCCAUUAAAUUGCA
Alligator sinensis (Chinese alligator) is the source of this 2238-nucleotide messenger RNA. RefSeq names its product protein phosphatase 2 phosphatase activator (gene PTPA). Gene Ontology annotation, molecular function: peptidyl-prolyl cis-trans isomerase activity; protein tyrosine phosphatase activator activity. Bases 133 to 1098 code for a protein of 321 amino acids. Gene Ontology annotation, biological process: mitotic spindle organization. Gene Ontology annotation, cellular component: nucleus; cytoplasm; protein phosphatase type 2A complex. NCBI's taxonomy places the organism in Eukaryota, Metazoa, Chordata, Crocodylia, Alligatoridae. The transcript has 10 exons. The record is from RefSeq and is a predicted model, not a curated record.